This is a messenger RNA of Sodiomyces alkalinus F11, 2148 nucleotides long. RefSeq lists its product as hypothetical. Gene Ontology annotation, cellular component: mitochondrion. The transcript has a single exon. Gene Ontology annotation, biological process: mitochondrial proton-transporting ATP synthase complex assembly; mRNA stabilization; mitochondrial gene expression. The record is from RefSeq and is a predicted model, not a curated record. Lineage: Eukaryota; Fungi; Ascomycota; Sordariomycetes; Glomerellales; Plectosphaerellaceae. The coding region runs from base 56 to 1954 and encodes 632 amino acids.
CAUCAACCUUCCCACGAACUUGAUUUCGUCCUGCCGCUCUCUGUGGCUCACAAACAUGGCUUCAAGACCGGUUACAUCAGCCUUCAGCUGCCUUCAAUGCCGGACUUCGGUAUUGAGGGCCUUCACAUCCACUGCGUCUCCAGCAGCCACCGCUCUUCAGUCCCCCCGUCGCAUCGGCCGCACAAUACAGAGGUCCGACUUCGCCCAGCCACGACAGUAUAUAACCACAAAUACGACGACCAAAAGGCCAGCUGUGGAUGAAGUCAAAGAAGACAAAGAGGAUGGACAAGACUCCCAGGCAGUGCCGCAAAAGACCGUCGAUUCGACCGCCGAAUCCCCAUCGGAAAACAAAGAAGGCGACACGCCUUGGUAUCUCCAGGUCGAGGCGCCUCUCCAUGCCCCUAUCGACCAUGCCGCCAGCCUCCCCGAUAUCCCCGAAGGCUCCCCGCCCCUCGUCGAACCGUUGGUCAAAUUUGUCUAUGAAGAGAUGGGUCUGGAUGACCUAAAUCUGCUCGACCUGCGCUCCCUCGAUCCUCCUCCGGCCUUGGGCCCAAACCUCCUCAUGCUCUUCGGCACAGCCCGCAGCGAACGUCACCUGCACGUCUCCUCGUCCCGCCUCGUCAAGUGGCUCCGAAACGAACACCGCGUCGAGGCCAGCGCCGAUGGUCUCAUCAGCCCCGGCGACCUCCGCACCAAGCUACGCCGUUUGCGCAGGAAGGCGAAGCUCCUCGGAACGAACGCCGUGGUCACCGGUGGCGACGACGGCAUCACGACCGGUUGGAUCUGCGUCAACCUGGGCACCAUCGACCUACACAGUGACGAAGCCGCCCACUUCGACGAUGACGGGCGCAUGUCAGGUUUCGGCGCUCCCGUGCUCGGCACUACGAUCGUCAUCCAGGUCAUGACCGAGUCCAGGCGUGCCGAGCUGAAUCUGGAGGAGUUGUGGAGCAAACAGCUCCGGAAGAGCAAGGAGGUCGAGGAGAUCCGUCUGCAGUCCGAGCAAAGGGAGUUUCACCGCAAAUUCGGAAAGCUGUUUAACACGUCCAAACCCAAGACAUCUGCGUCGUCGCCAGCUCGAUCCCAGCAGACACGAUUCUUCUCUACCUCUGGAACCGUGCGCCGUCCCCUCGCUCCCCUCACGGCACGCACACAGCCCAUCGAAUCCGAGGCGGGAGUCCAACCAGAGGCCGCACCCGAACCCGGCACAUCUACGACCUUCGACGAAGCCCGCACCCGCAUCCGCGAAAUCCAGCUAGGAGGAGCCGACUCCACCCCGGAAGAGGCAACCGCCCUCCUCAGCGCCAUCUUCCGCUCCUCCCCGCGCGACCAAGACCUCCCCCCCACGCACGCCGCCCUCGCCGUCUCCCUUCUCCAAACCAUGCACGAGCGCGGCCUCCCGCUCCUCACCCACGACACCCUCGUCACCAUCAUCGAAGCCCUCCUGACCUCAGGCGCCCACGGUCCCCGGGCCACCCAAGUGCAGACCAACCUCGAACACCUCCUCACCCGCGCCGUGCCCGCCCCGCCGCCCGACACCGCCCUCCUGCGCCUGCUGGACGCCUACUUCCGCCGCAACGACAGCGACCGCUUCUGGCGCCUGGCCUGGCGUCUCCGCCCGCAGCGCGCCGCCCCGCGCGGGCCCGUCCUGUACGAGUACGUCCUCCGCCGCGCCGCCUCUACCGCCAACCCCGCGUGGUGCGCCGACGCCCUGCGCGUGUGCGUCCCCGAGAUGCCGAAUGAGGACCCUCCUGUCCGGCCCGUCGGCGCGGUCUGGGAUGCCCUGCGUGCUUGCCUCCGCGUCGCUGACCCGGGUGCCGAGGAACUUGCGUCCGCCACCUCGGCUGCUGUGGCGAGGAACCCGGAGGACCCGGAGCUGAAACGGCGUGCCAAUGGCGAGUUUGUCAGGAUGUACCGGCAGCUCAAUGCUUGGAGGAAGCAGACGAUUGGUGUGUAAUGCUAGGGUCUGGAAGGUUGACCAGGAAAUGUUUUGUACAAAAUGGAGAAUAGAGAAGCUGAAUAGUUGACUGGAUCCGUGGCUGUAUGAUAGAAUUGGCAGCAUGUUGGUGUACAAUGCUUUGUAAGUUAAAAAGAAACAAAAAGUCGAACGGAGCACCAAUAUCCGAGAAUAUAUGCAGAGCACCACGGGGC